AUGGGAAUUCACGGCCUGGCGACAUUUCUUCGCGAGAACCAGCGUGCCCUGUCAAAACCAUUGAAGCUGCCGACUGCAGUGUCGAUCGCGUUAGUAGUCGAUGGGUGGUCGUUCAUUUAUGAAUUGUACAACCAAUCCGGUUUGCCUUGGGUUUACGGUGGAGAAUACACACGAUUUUCAGAUCUGGUGGUGAAGACUGUAGAAGCAUGGUUAAAUGUAGGGGUUAGACCGUUUUUCGUGUUCGAUGGUCCAUAUCCCCCGCUUAAAUUCGCAACAGCCAUCUCGCGUGCUUCAGAAAAUAUCAUUCAGCCCUCCCUUCUUUUUUUCAGGACGUCCGAGGCUUCUCGAUCCACGCCACGCUUCCUCCGAGAGAACACAAUAAUACCACCUCUAUGCUAUACAGUGUGUGUCCAUGCAUUGAAAACUUUAUCGCACAAAGGCGUUGAGGUUCAUUUCGCGGAUGUGGAAGGAGAUCCCUACGCUGUUGAACUAGCCGGCCGAGUACGUGGUUAUGUGACUGGGCACGACUCCGACUUCGUUGUCCUAAACACAGACGGGUAUCAAGGCUACAUCCCUAUGGACGAGAUGAUCUGGACAGCAUUGCGCGACUCGUCAGAGACUUCGGUGGAGCCAGAAGACGACGGCGGAUUCACAGUCACCCGGAAGCCGAAACGCAACACGAAAUCCAAUGGAACGUACCACAGCGGGCAGGGCCUCAUACCACCUGAUUUUGGCACGGAUCUCAGCAUGAUAUGUUCUGUGUACCGGCCGUCUGAUCUUGCCGCACACCUCCAUCUUCCUAUGACACUCCUUCCUCUCCUCGGUGCACUUGUUGGCAAUGACUACACUGCCGAUCAACGUCGUUCUACGCAUAGGCUCUUUUUUGAACACAGCUUGACCGUUUCACAGCGUAUCACGCGUGUGGCGAACACGCUUCAAUCGAUUAUCACAGCUGUAUCCGGAACCACACAGAAGCGGAAGUUGAAGCGGCCAAUUAACAGUGUUGUGGAUUUGAUCGGCCUGACGGUCGAUGCACUGCUCCUGGGCCCUUCCUCGUCUAUAGGGGCAAGGGAACGCGAGGCCAUUGUCGAAAAGACUGUUGAAGCAGCUUUGCAAUAUUCGAUACCCAAGCAUGACGGCGAUCCAGCUCUUUGGCAGUCGGAUGUCUGUGCCCUUCACGAUCCAGACAGGUGUCCGUUCGUGCUGUAUCUAUCCCCGCAAAAGGCUGACAAAAUCGAAGAGAAUCCAUCCCGAGCGCAUAUCCGGUCUCGAUAUACGUCGGCGUAUCGACGCGGAACUCUCUCACCUAGACUUAUGGAUCUGUUCAGUACUGGAACCUUGUGGCCUCGAUUGUUUUUAGAGGACCCCGAUCUCGAACCGACCGCCCGAAGCAUCGGACGACCCCUUAGAGAAUGGACAUAUACCAUCCUCAACGAUGGCAUUGGGCUUCCUGAACAAAUCGCUGAGGAUCAGGAAGAAAGUAGCGAGGACGACAAGGAUGAAGGGAGCGAUGAUGACAGCGACGAGCUGAUCGACGUCGUUGAAGAGGAUUCAGACUCGGAUGGAGGAGAUCUGCUGGCUCCACUUCGUGGAGCACUGCAGCAGCUGGGGGGUAAUUCCGAUACCGACCCCUUUCCGACGACACCUAUUCAUCUGCUCGUGUCGUCACAGCCCAGGUCAAUAACGGAAUAUAUCCGACGGGGUACAAAACUCGGAAUGGAGACCGUACCAGUACCCUCCAUCGCCGCACUUGCACCAUUCCUCAGCCCUGAUUAUGAUUUCUCAAGUCACUCACCCAUACAAUCACGGUCUGAGGAUGAGCGUCUGGCCCUCUUCCUGCGGCUGUUGCACUCCGAAUCACCAGCCUUCAAGGCACUGCCCCCAAUGCAAUUGAUGGCUGUCUUAGCCUUAAGAUGGGUUGUCCGACGACUUCACGAACGUGCUGAAUCCCACGGGUUUGGGAAGGAGCGUGAUCGAGAGCGAUGGACGCAGAGGGAAGCUAUAGCCUAUCUAGGUGCCUUUGCAUGGGCAUCAUCCUCGGACGCCGCUCCAAAAGAAAGCAGUGAACAUGCUGAGCCUCUGGUCAUUCUCAACCGUAGCAUUCAACUCACGGCUCAAGUGUCUGUGGCAUUAGACGCGAUCGAGAUACUCUCACAGACCCUCCUGCUGCAUGAUCGCGUCUCAAGUCCUGCUCCAUUGUUCUCGGGGCACAUAUUCCACAGGAAACUCGCAGACGGGAACACAGCCGAGCACCUUCAUCAGGAAUCCGAGUACCUGUGGGUCGCUUGUAGCACAGGAUUGGAGAAUAUGUUUGGAGCUGAGAAAGGGAAGCGUGGAAAGAAGGAAAGAAGGGCGAAUAGAUCAGGACAGCCUGAACUCACAAGGAGAGAGUAUUCUGCUGUUCCUUCACAAGGAUUGUUCUCAGUGCUCGCUAGCAUGGAUUCUUAGAAUUGGUUAGCGUCUAUUCUAUGUCUGUGCGACGCUGUGCAUUGUCUAUCCGAGACACUGUCACAUGCAGUGUGGCUCUCG
Messenger RNA from Heterobasidion irregulare TC 32-1, 2529 nucleotides. RefSeq lists its product as uncharacterized. Bases 1 to 2448 code for a protein of 815 amino acids. Gene Ontology annotation, molecular function: nuclease activity. The transcript is spliced from 3 exons. The record is from RefSeq and is a predicted model, not a curated record. Lineage: Eukaryota; Fungi; Basidiomycota; Agaricomycetes; Russulales; Bondarzewiaceae.